AUGUCCUCGACUGCUAUUCCAAUACCACCCCAGCGCUUCGCGGAAGCCAUCAAAGAGCUGCCUCUUGCCAAUCUACACUCCAAAGCUGCCGAAGUUCGCAACUCGAUCGCACAUCUCUUGAUUUCGAACCAGCAAUUGCAACCAUUUGCAGAUGAAGGAGAUUCUGAUUGUGCUGAAGCAAUUCGAGAGAAUCUAGUGGUCACACAGAGGAUGGAAGAGCGAAUCUCGUUGCUAAAACGGGAAGUCGAGGGUAGAGGGUUCAAGUGGGGUGAAGAUGAGACAAAUCCAGAGAAUGUAGAGUCGAAUGGGCAUGCUGGUGUCGAAGAGAUCAGAAGGGCAUCACGGAUUACGAGUACCCGUGGUGGGCCGAGUACACCGCGUUCUGGUGGACAGCUUGGAGAUGGAGAGCUCGCCCGAAGAUUAAGGGAGCAGAUGGAAGAAGAUGAUGACGAUGAGGCUCAAGAUGGUGUGCACCUGUGA
Messenger RNA from Letharia columbiana, 480 nucleotides. RefSeq lists its product as uncharacterized. The transcript has a single exon. Gene Ontology annotation, biological process: proteasome regulatory particle assembly. Bases 1 to 480 code for a protein of 159 amino acids. NCBI's taxonomy places the organism in Eukaryota, Fungi, Ascomycota, Lecanoromycetes, Lecanorales, Parmeliaceae. The record is from RefSeq and is a predicted model, not a curated record. Gene Ontology annotation, molecular function: protein-macromolecule adaptor activity.